CGCUAACCGUCCUUGCCAUAACCUUGUCACUGGUGCUUGUGCUCAUAUACCGUGUCGUGUGUGCUUGAGUGCAUGUGUGCCUUUUCCCGCUGAUUCCACUUACAGGGUUAUCAGCUGGGAAGAUGAGUUCAGAGCACGGUGGAGGUGGCGGACUAUUGAAGAGUCGAGCUGAAAAUUUUGCCCGACACCUACAGACGCGUCUUUGUAACCUCAAAGAGAAUGAGGACUCUAGCUGGAGUGACCUCAACUCCUCAUCAGAUACAGAGGUCUACUAUGACAUCAACUCUUCACUGGACAGCCCAGAAGAAGAAGUGGCAGAACCGAUCUUCAUAGCCUCGAAGAACCGUGCAACAUAUGCUCUGGAGAGGAGUGACUCGGCCGGCUCUCAGUACUUCGACACGGUAGAGAAACCUGAGGACCUUUCGCCAGGGAGCCCGGUUCCCUUGAAAAAGAUACCGAUCCUUCACCUGAAGACUGAUAGGUCUUCGAUGGUCACGAAUGGACACAUGAACCUUAUCGAUGCAGAUUCAGGAUGCAGUAGAGUUAGAGAAAUACCUUAUCUGAAGUUGGAAGAAGACGCUUGUGAAACUGAUAAUGCAGAAGUUAGCUCUGACAGUUGUUUUCCGGAAAACGGUAAUGUAGAGUUUGAAAAGUCAGAGGUUAAUCCUUGUGUAGUGAAUUCAUGCAAUGCAGAAACAGUGGAAGUCGACACAAGGCAAACUGUGGAUGAUCUUCCGAUCGAAAUUGCUGAAGAAGUUUCAGAAACUAUGGAUAACUCUUUCUGUGUAUUCUGUGACAUAGAACAGAUAAAAUCAUGCAUUACGAGCAGCUCGCCAGAAACCGAUGCAUCAACUAAAGGAGAUUUAACAAACAGUCAUUGUAAAAUGAUCGAACUCAAGGAAAAAUCUGAAAAACUUCAUCUUGAACUUCUUUCAACGCCCGAAACAAAUAAUAACAGUGAAGUUGUUGCAGAAAUCGAAGAUGCUGUUUCAUUGGCAGACCUUCUCCAGGUACUUAAAAAAGAAAUUUCUAAAGAAGAUCAACAAGAUACAGCAAAACCAGCGAUGGUAGAUGAUUGUGAUUCAGUUUUUCCCAUUAUAGAAGUGAGGGAAUCAUCCCCGUCCGUGGUGGAUGCAAAGGUCAAAGAUGAUGAAGAGGAAUACGAUAUAGAAACAAAAAGAAAAAAUUUCAGGAGAUGUUCUUCAUUAAAGAGUGGUAAAACACCCCCCGGUACACCAGGCAGAAAGAAGAUAGUCCGGUUUGCUGAUGUUCUUGGCCUGGACUUGGCCGACGUGAAGACUUUUUUGGAUGAAGUUCCGACUGUCCCGAAAUCUGCCUUUGAAGAUCUUCAUGGCAUUGAGAUGUCAUCAUCACCUGUGACCGAGUCUCCCAUAGCCACUGUGACAGUGGUAACCCCCCAGCCGGAGAAGAUCCUGGUAAUUCUCUUCCAGCAACCGAGUGUCCAGCCCAACUUCCUCGACAGAGUGAGAGAGAACAACGUCUGUCUAGAAAACGCUUUCGUCAGCGACACAUCACUUUUUGCGAUCUCGGGAUUCGUUCGCGUCAAGAACAUCGACUUCCAUAAGAGUGUUUACAUCCGUUACUCCAUCGACAACUGGCGGAGUUUCUCCGACUUGCAAGCUAGGUACGUUCCGGACUCUUGUGAUGGGUUCUCGGACAAGUUCGCCUUCAUGCUGUACGCUCACACACUCAAUGUCGGCCAGAGGUUGGAGUUUGCUGUGCGUUUCCACGCGGCUGGGGCACAGUUCUGGGACAGUAAUGGCGGUGUUAACUACGCGUUCGAGUGCACCACUCAUGGACCUCCCCGGACAUACGUAGAUCCCAACAUACCUGCUAGUCCCGUGGAGACGUGGGCGUCGUUUUACUGAAACACGAUCUUCCCUCACGAGUAAAAACUAAGUCAUAGCGUAUAAGUACAAUAGUUGGCAGUUGAAUGUUGUCUUUUUACACUUUAAAUGUUUUAAAUAACUAUUUUGUAUACAGUUGAUGUUUUAAUGUACGAAAAUGUUCCUCAUAUUAGUAAUCGUCUUUAGUUUUUUUUGUAGUGCCCAGUAGAUUCUAUCUUUGUAGGCCUAAAGCCAAACAAGACAUUGACUGAGUUUCAAACGUUUAGGGAAAUAAAAAUAACUUUGGAAAUAGUAGUCUACAUUUUAACCAAUUAAAAGUACAAACACACGCUUAUUGAAAACACAAUCUGAUUGUCAUCAUACGAGAUAAAACAUAUAAUAGCGGAGCACUUUAUACUUUAUACAAAUCACUCUUUCAACUGAAAUUUCAAAUUAUUUAAAAAAAUGAAAAUACAAUAAAAUUUGUUAUACAUUCAUUUUAUAUUACACAUUUCGACUAAUUUAGUAUACUAUUUCCAAAACAUUACUCAUUACUACUAUUAUUAUAUAAUAACAGAAUUUUAGUGUGAGAAAAUAUUUUUAUACAACUUAACGUAAUUCACUUGAAACAAUUUUAUAACACUAAUAAAUUUUGCCCUUAAUUGGUGUAAAACUUCGUGGGUUUUUUAACACUUCAACUUAGGCGCUUAAAGAAAAAGCUCUAAUAAACUAUAUUUUUUAUUUAUACGUACCCAAAUCUGUUUUCAAAGAUGCAAUAUAUAACAGUAUCUUUAUACAGUCCAAUAUCAACGCAUUGUAUGCUAGAAACAUAAAUUUAGUUUAAUAUCGGAUUAAUUAGUCUGAUUUCCAACGUGUUUUAUUCUUUUAUUUCGGAAACCUAAUUUUAAAACACAUUUUAACAUUACACAAGUUUUAUCAAUAAUAUUAUAAUAUUGUGCUCUAAUAUUUUAAUACGUCAAUUGUUUGAGAAAUUAUUUGAAAAUUUAUCUAUUUAGGCUAUACCUUUGUUGCGUUUUGAGUUGUUUCUGAGAUUAAAUUUAAACUUUUUAUUUCCUAUCGAAAUAACCAAUAAUAUUAAUAGAUAUUAGUUUUUGAUUAAUGGUAUUGAAAAGCCUAAAUGGUUGAAAUAUGCACAAUAACAGAGUAGCCUAAGUAAUUGAUGUGUUUUAUUAUAAAUAUAAUCAUGAAUAAAUUACAUUGUUUUUGUUGACAAAGAAGGAUCUUGCAGGAUAAGGAUGUGUUUUUAAUUGAAAUAUUAUUAGUAGAUGUACAACUGGAUAAACGUGUGUUUCAAAAUGUUUAUUGUUAAUCAACGGAAAAUUUUGAUAGACCACCAAAAAGGUUAUACAUUUUAUUCUAGUAAUUUACAACUUUUACAUUAAAAGCUUUUAAAAUGGGUAACCGAACAUUCAGUUAUAUAUUUUACAAAACAAAUAAAAAAACCCCAUAACUUUUGUAUAACCGUAAACAUUUACUGGAGACAACUUUAUGAAAUAAUUUCUUUAUUGUACCAAAGUGAGUUUUAAUAAUAACAAAUUAUUAAUUAAAAAAGAGAAUUGAUGUCUGCAAUUUUAAAAGCCAGUAGACAACAAAGUGCUGAUAAUAAUAAUUACGAUGUUAUCUUUCGAGAACACGAUAAAAUGUAUUACCUCAAGUACUUCAGAUGAACCGAUAAACUCAAUUGACUAAUCUUCUUUUCAAUACAUCGUGUUUGCUGAUAAGCAAACUAACUUUUCGAACAAAGAAGACUUAAAAAGUUACUAAAAUACUUAUGAAUUUUAAAAAUAUUUUGGAACGCCUUUCUCUUUGUAAAACUGUGACAACCUACUUUUGAUUGUCUUGAAAUGGUUCUUAUAGCUUGAUAAACAAUGAUUGAAUGAACCAAUUCUAGUUCAAUUGAGUGUUUCCUUAGCUUAUCUUAUCAAGGGCCACCGACCCUACUGGCUCUGUGCAUUUUCCCACAGCCUGACUAGCCGGUGUUAUUGUUUGUUUGUGAAAUUUUAUCAGUCAAGUAUAGCCCGAUAAUGACUAGUGGCCUCUCCAAUUUCUCAGCCAAUUUCAGUAAAAUGUCAUAUUUUGUAAUAAAACGGCUCUUAUUUAGAAAUUGUUAAAAGUACUUGUGAAUUGUUCAUUUUUUAAUUCUGUUAUAAAACUUUAGUUUCUUGUCAGUAAAAUCAGUGUAAAUUUGUACAAUCUCAUAAAUUUGCCGACCUUUUGAAGAUAUUUCAUUAUUUGUCUUGCUUUAGCCAGGUUAUAUAGUUGGAUAGUAAACUUUUAGCAUUAUAGUAAAUUUUAGCCAAGUUCCUGAAAUAAAUUCUAUUUGUUUAAUUCAAAUACGAUUGUUCCUUAAACAGAUAUUAAUUUCAUGGUCAAAAUAGAUGGUUUAUUUCUCAAAAUUCUUUGAAUAUACAUUCAAAUAAUAGAGCAAAGCAUAAGAAAUACAAAUUUAUUGCAUUUAAAUAUGACAAUAAUUGUUAUUAUGGGUUUUUAUGGAGUUUAUAUGCAGUAUAAUAUUAAUGUCUCUUGAGAAUAUUUACUUUGUUAGAUAUAAAAUCUAUUUCGAAUUUGAAAAAUUUCACCCAUGUUGCAUAAUAUGACACCUUUUAGAUGGUUAUCAAUUGAUAAUUAACUGACUAGUAAGCAACAUUAUCUACAUUUUAUGGCCUAAAUUUAUUAAAAGCGGCUUUGGGGAUAAAAUGUAAAUUUGUCUUGAUUCUUUUUACAUGAUAUAGUCUGUUUAAAUUUGCUUGAGCUUUUAGGUUUUACAGAACUCAUAGGAUAUACGAAAACUCUUAACCUGUUUUCAUCAAAACAAAUUGUACAGACCUUCAUGCAGAUAAAAUUAAGGCAACUGAAAAUCCCAAGUUAAAAAAAUCUCUUAAGUAACAAUAUAAAUUUGGGAGUCUGCACCCAUUAUUUGAAUGUAUUUUACUAGUAAUUACAAAUUCUUAUUUUUAUUCUUCUCAGAAAUUCAAAUCUGUUGAGAAAGCAUGUGUUAAUAUUGAAUAAAAUGGAAUUUAUUUCAAGAUAUCAGCCAAAAUCUGUUAUUUCAUUCUUUGCUUACUAUUAAUCAAUGAAAGGAUUGAACAACAUUUAAUUUCCUCAAAGUGUAGGAAAAAGUGGGGAAAAGACAUUGUGAAAAAUGUUGCUAUAACAUAUAAUGGUAUCAUAGUUUAAUCUAGAUUUUCAAUGGAUAUUGAAAAAAAAUUGUGGGGCUAUUUUCAUUACGCCCAGUUCUUUACAAUGUUCUUUACUUUUAUUUUUCCAUUCGUUUAUUCAAAUGACUUUUGUUAAGAAGUUGCAAUACAUAAUAUUAACCCAAAUGGAACCUUUUUAUAGAAGGUUUUUAUUCGUUAAUUCAGAAUACUUUAUCCAGUUACAGUAAAGUUAAACAAACGUAAUUUCUCUUAAUAUAUUUUGUGGUGUGCAUGAGGUGCUUAGAAACAGAAAAUUUGUGAUAAAAAUAGCAUUUCAAUUUGUAAUUUGCACAAAUUAUUGUUCACAAUAACAAUAUGUAUUACCCAAAGACCAAAUUUGCCCUUAAAGAGUAGAAAACAAUAAUUUCACUUGUACAUGAAAUAUGUGUGAUAGAUAUUUUUGUAACGAAAUUGUAUAUUAUGUGUUAUUAAUAAAUGUUUUAUUAUCGUAAUACUUGUACUUUUGUGGAUACGUGUAUAAAGUAUAGAUGUAUUAUAUAAAUAUUACAUUACAUAUGUAGAUAUAGGCUAGUAUUGGAGACCGAUGAAUAUUGUAGCUAUCGAAUUUGUAGCAUUACUAUUGUGGAUAACAAUUUCAUGUAAAUUUAAAUGAAUUGUAGCAUUAAGAGCAAAAUCUAUUAUCGUUAGUACCUACGUUUAAUUUUCUGGUGCUAUGGUCCUAAUAAAAUUCUAUUUUCACCUGCAUCCCGAAAAUGUAAAAGGGUACUUGAUUUUAAUAUUAUAAUUUAUGUGCCAAUUUAUGUUUCAAUUUGCAAUUUCGCUGAUUAUUUUUUGUAAAUAAGUCGAAUUUUUUCUUAUUAGUUUAGUUUAGUACUUAGUGCCAAUAAUCUUCCGUAUAUAUUUUCAGUAGUCAGCUGUCGAUAUUUAAUUGUUACUAAAUAUAAUAUUUUUAUAACCAAUUAUCGAGUUUACAACGAUUAAAACAGUAAUGUUUAUUGUAAAAUUUAAAAAUCUUCGUACACACACCUUUAAUAUACAAUCCAAUGCCUUUAUGAACAGCGAACAGUCCAAUUGGAAGGUAAUCUUGUAGCUACUGCCAAUAGAGAAAAUUUAGUUUUAUAAUGAAGUGUACAUUUAUUUUUAUAGUUAAUACGAGUGACUGAUUAAUGUUAAUAUGACAUAUGGCAAUAAAGGAACACAAAAUGGAGACGCCGGUUACUUGUCUGUACGUACCUGAUUUUUGAGAACUGAAUUGUUACGAAUAAAUAAAGAUGCCUGUUUA
Messenger RNA from Homalodisca vitripennis (glassy-winged sharpshooter), 6308 nucleotides. RefSeq lists its product as uncharacterized. The coding region runs from base 123 to 1889 and encodes 588 amino acids. The record is from RefSeq and is a predicted model, not a curated record. Gene Ontology annotation, cellular component: protein phosphatase type 1 complex. Lineage: Eukaryota; Metazoa; Arthropoda; Insecta; Hemiptera; Cicadellidae. Gene Ontology annotation, molecular function: protein phosphatase 1 binding; glycogen binding. The transcript is spliced from 2 exons. Gene Ontology annotation, biological process: regulation of glycogen biosynthetic process.